This is a messenger RNA of Naegleria fowleri, 1065 nucleotides long. RefSeq lists its product as uncharacterized. The record is from RefSeq and is a predicted model, not a curated record. The transcript is spliced from 2 exons. NCBI's taxonomy places the organism in Eukaryota, Heterolobosea, Eutetramitea, Acrasida, Naegleriidae. Bases 1 to 1065 code for a protein of 354 amino acids.
AUGAAUAAUGAUGUCUCUCUUCAAUACGCUUCUGAUGAGUUUAGAUCGAACCAAGAAUUUAUUUUGCAAACUAUGCACUUUACACGAGGACGGACUUAUAUUCGUGCAUCUGAUGAUUUGAAGAGGAAUGUCCAUGUAGCUAGUGAAGCAUUAAGCUUCGAUGGAAUGCUGCUACAAUACGUAGGAUCUAAAAAUGAUCUUUCAUUGAUCAGAAAAGCAAUUAGAAAUCAUCCAAUGGCUCUUCAAUUUGUUCAAGAUCAAACUUUACUUGAGAAAGAAUCGAUUUUGGCUUGUGUGAAAAAGGAUGCACGCUGCUUCAAAUAUUUGAAUACUGCUCAUUUCAGAGAGGAUCGAGAGAUUAUUAUAGCAGCCAUUCAUGCAUGUGAUUCCUUUGCAACUCUUCGAGAAAUCGUUUCACUUGUGAAUGUUCCUUUCAUUUGGAACGAUCAAGACGUACAAAUGGAUAUUCUUCUCAAAGCAGUUGAAACUAUUACUUCAUCGAAUAUGGAGAAAUGCUACGCUGUGCAAGUGCUGAACUUCGAAACAAUUUCUGAUCUCGUUAAAGAAGCUUGUAAAACCUGUCCACAAGCUUUAGGAUAUGCCUCUGAUCGCUUACGUAACGAUUUCGACCUCGUUUCUCAAGUAGUUCAAUCAAGUAGCACUUUUUCUGUAUUGAGCUUUGCAUCUCAAGAUCUCAAAAACAAUAAGGAAAUUGUGCUGACGGCCAUUCGAAGAAAUCCCUUUGCGUAUUUGGAGGCAUCCGAUGCACUCCAAAAAGAUGAACAAGUGGCAAUGGAAGCAAUUUCACAAAGAGGAGUUUUACUCUAUCAUGCACCCAUGUCCAUACAAGACAAUCUUGAAAUUGUGUUAAGAGCAGUUGAAAACGAUCCUUGGGGCUAUGAAUUUGUGAAAAGUGACAGUAUUAAGAACCACCAACAAGUGUUGAACCUUGUAGGCAAGUUGAUUGAGGAAUUGAAACUCUAUUCUCCUGAAGAAGUGUAUCAGAUUCGACAUGGAGGCAUCUUCUUUGAAUCAUUAAAUGAACGAGAAAUAACAAUGAUUUAA